Molecule: messenger RNA, 549 nt
Organism: Eimeria tenella
Lineage: Eukaryota; Apicomplexa; Conoidasida; Eucoccidiorida; Eimeriidae
Exons: 3
Molecular function (GO): RNA binding
Source: RefSeq, a predicted model, not a curated record
AUGCAGCGUGCUGCUCAACAAUGUGCUGCCUACUACGGCUGCUACCAGCAGCAGCAGCAGCAGCAGUGGCAGCGCCGUGAUGAGGGGCGGCAGCAGCAGCAGCAGCUGCAUCAGCAGCAGCAGCGUCGGAAAAUCCCUCUCACGCCUCCAAAGGACAACCACCUCAGCAGCAGCAGCGGCAGCAGCAGCAGCAGCAGCAGCAGGAAGCACCACUUCCAGCGCCAGGCGGGCCGCCAGCUGACGCAGCAGCAGCAGCAGCAGCGGCAGCAGCAGCUGCUGCUGACCAAAGGGGGAGAGGGCUACAGCCGUUUUGCUGCUGCUGUUCCGCCGCAGCAGCGCAGCAGCAGCUUCAGAGACUCGUGGCACCCCCAAACCCCAGACCCAGCAGCACCUCUCAGUGUGGCUCAGUGGCGAGAAGUGCUGGGCCAGUGGCGGCGUCAAAUUCACAAGUGGACGAACCUUCCUGGGGACGUCUACAACGAGCUGCUGCUGCUGCCAGUCUCUCGCCAAAUCGAUUUGCUGCAGUCUUUGCCCCCCAGCAGGCUGGAC